CCCGUCCACCAGUACAUCGUGGACGACUUGAUCCGAGUUGAACCUGUGGUUAAACCCAGGCCAACAAAGAGGGGAGGUGAGAAGAAUGCCAGCAAGCCAAGAAGGAAGAAAAACAAAGGAAAAAACAAAAAGAAGGGAACUCCCUGUGAAAUGGAAUACAAAAACUUUUGCAUCCAUGGUGAAUGCAUAUACCGGGAACAUCUACAGAUGGUGACCUGCAAGUGUCAUCAGGAUUUUUUUGGUGAGCGCUGUGGUGAACAGUUCAUGAAGACUCAAAGGAAGAAUGAUGUGGCAGACUACUCAAAGACUGUGUUGGUAGUGGUAGCUGUCCUGCUCUCAAGCAUCAGCUUCAUUACUGUGCUUAUCAUUGUGAUAGUGCAGGUCAGGAAAAAGUGUCCUCAGUAUGAAGAGAAAGAAGAAAGGAAAAAACUUCGACAAGAAAACAGAAAUGGCCAUGUUGGUGUGUAAAUGAGGAGAAAGCAGAAAAUUCUGAUGUAGCCACUGCCAAACUGCAGGGUACCUCUGCCUACCUGACACAUCCACCUGGACACUGUGGGCUGGAGCUGUUGCCAGUAAGACCUGAUUCAUCAAGACAGGCUGCUGCAAGGAGAUGUCAACAUGGCACUAGCUGCUGAAUCGCUUGCUGGGGAGGACAGUUACCACUACAUCUUGGCACAAUGAUGUGCAAGGAGCUGCCACUAUGGGGUGGAGGACCUGCUAUCAAGACCUGCUGGAGACUACUGCUACUGAGCCCUCUCUUUCAGUGCUGGAGCUCUGUUCUCUGCA
Messenger RNA from Merops nubicus (carmine bee-eater), 786 nucleotides. RefSeq names its product amphiregulin (gene AREG). Gene Ontology annotation, biological process: epidermal growth factor receptor signaling pathway; positive regulation of cell population proliferation; positive regulation of mitotic nuclear division. NCBI's taxonomy places the organism in Eukaryota, Metazoa, Chordata, Aves, Coraciiformes, Meropidae. The annotation marks the transcript as partial. The record is from RefSeq and is a predicted model, not a curated record. The transcript has 5 exons.